Molecule: messenger RNA, 564 nt
Organism: Passer montanus (Eurasian tree sparrow)
Lineage: Eukaryota; Metazoa; Chordata; Aves; Passeriformes; Passeridae
Product: tRNA (guanine-N(7)-)-methyltransferase-like
Exons: 4
Biological process (GO): tRNA methylation; RNA (guanine-N7)-methylation
Cellular component (GO): tRNA methyltransferase complex
Molecular function (GO): tRNA (guanine(46)-N7)-methyltransferase activity
Source: RefSeq, a predicted model, not a curated record
GCGCUGGGCACGGCGACCGGGGGGGUUCGCCCAUGACGUCACAACCCCGCGCCGCGCCGUGACGUCACCAACGCGCCGCGCGGUGCCGGCAUGGCGGCGGCGGAGCGGGACGAGGAGGCCGCGGCGCCGCCACAGAAACGCUUCUACCGGCAGCGCGCGCACUCGAACCCGCUGGCCGACCACACCCUGUGCUACCCCUCCCGCCCUCAGGACAUGGACUGGGCCUCGCUGUUCCCGAGCUUCUUCCCUCCCGACGCCCCCCCCGGGACCCCCCCGGCCCGCGUGGAGUUCGCAGAUGUGGGGUGCGGCUACGGGGGGCUGCUCGUGGCUCUGGCCGAUCUCUUCCCGCGCUCGCUGGCGCUGGGGCUGGAGCUGCGGGCCAAGGUGGCCGCCUUCACCCAGGCCCGGCUGCGGGCGCUGCGGGCGGCGCAGCCCGGCCGCUUCGGCAACGUGGCGUGCGUCAGGGGCAACGCCAUGAAGCACCUGCCCCACUUCUUCCACAGGGCUCAGGUGGGGCCCGGCCGCCGGGGCAGCGGGCGGGGGGCGGCUGGGAGCCCUGAGACC